UAACCCCAGCGGUGUCAGGCCCGGGCUCUUUAUAAUCACAGCUGUGGUGGAGCUUUGACUCAGAGCCUCUCUCUCCACCAAGAACUUUAGUUGUUUUUCAUUCUGUUUGUCUUCCAGCGGUGAAAUGUCGACCACCGGGAGCUCCCUGAACUGUGAGGGGAUGUACUCCCAACUCAUAGACAACGAGCCCUGUCAUGACGACUUACCCCACAGGCCACAUGUGGGACACCGCGUCGGAGUGUUCCCCAGGCCGAGUGGUCCCGGGCUGUACCGCCUCGCCACCAUCUGCCUGGCUACGCUGUGCGCCGUCCUGCUGAUCUCCAUCAUAGCUGUCACUGCACACUAUAAAAACAAACCUCAGGGUGGCGGUGAGGCAUCCUUAGGGAAGCAGACGCAGGAGGCAAACGUGUCAGCUCUGACAGCGUCCAUCGCCAAGCUGCAGCAGGAGAAACAACAGCUGCAGAAAGAGAAGGAGGAGCUGCAGGCCAAGCUCGCUGCAAAGAUGGCUACUAAAGCUCCUGCCGUGGUAACGAGGGCUCCUAUCGUCUGCCCCAACGACUGGCAGCUCUUUAACAACAGCUGUUACUUAAUCUCCAGGAACUCGCGGGAUUGGCCGGAGAGCAAGUCAUUCUGUGAGAGCAAAGGCGCUCACCUGGCCAUCAUCCACACACCUGAGGAGCAGACAUUUCUAUGGAAUCUUCUUCCCAGAGGACACUGGAACUCCUACUGGUUUGGAAUAACUGACGGAGAAACAGAAGAUGAGUGGAAAUGGGUCGACGGCACUCCGGUAAUCGGAGGUUUCUGGGAGGAGGGUGAGCCCAACAACCACAUCAAUGAAGACUGCGGCUACAUCGUGAAAACACUUGUGUUGGAACGAGUGGCGAUCCGGAGCUGGUACGACGCCCCCUGCAGCAUGUACUUACCCUUCAUCUGUGAGAAAGAGAUGGGCCCCGGCGCGAGCACUGCCAUACCACACUAAGAAAACCAGUUAGUAUUUUUUACAGGCUGCUUGGGUUAUCUGUCACAGUGUAGUCAGUUAAUCAACACUUACUUACGUAUCAGAUGGUAACGCAAGGAAACUGCGUCUCUUCAAAAGCUUAAUCAUUUUUGUAUGAAAUAGCUGGUUUUGAAAAGUGGUGCGAGAAACUAAAACAUUAUAACUCUACUUUAGUAAUAGUACAAAACCUUUAGCAUUCAUUUAUACUUACAGUAAAUUAAAACAAUCAUUAUGUAGAACUAUAUACAUUAAAAUAUCGGCUGAUUAUUGAUUAGUUAUAUGUAUAUUUUUUUAUAAGAGCACAGCAUUAUAUAGUCCUAGACUUUUAUUUUAACAUCUGCAGUAAAUAAUAACUAAAGCUUUAAAAGAAACUGUAUGAAGUAAGAAAAAUGUGUUUGUAUUCAAAGCAUAGUGGAGUAGCGUACACUGGGACUCUCUGUGCUCAGUGCCAUUAACAGGAGCAACACCAGCCCUCCUCUGGAUGUGUCGCUGGCUUCUAUCAGUUUCAGAUAUGUUGCGUUGAUUCAGUGUUUCUGUGCCUUAAACUGCAUAAUUAUUUUUAUAUAUUUUUAUAUGAUUCACUUUCAGACUUAAAUCAGGGAUUCAAGCUAAUUAUAAAUGUUUUUAAAUGUUUUAUAUUUGGAAUCAGAUAUGAAUUGUGUUAGAUGUCUGUGUGUAUAUACUGUACAUAAAAUACACAUCAUGUUUGAUCUGUAUGUGAUGUAGCCACAUGUGUAACAUUCCUCUCUUUGAAGAUGUACUUUGAGAAGUAAAAAUGUUUGUUGUCCCGUGGCGUGACUAAGGAUUGUAUUUUCUCCAUGUGUGUCAGCUGUUGCUGUCACUCAUAGUUAUAUCUGCCAUGUGAAUACAGAAAGUGCACCUAUCCCGUCCUGACCUUCGGUCGGAGCAGACAUGUGCAGUCUGUUAAUGAUGAAUCUGUUCUCUUCAUGAAACAUGAUGUUUGUAAUGUCUCCUCCCAGCACUGCUGUUGUUGUCCUGCAGGUGGCGCUGCUACCACAAUCAGCCUGUCAGGAUGUUGACUACAGCAGAGUCUGUGGACUAAAAUUACAAUAAAUUAAAAUA
Molecule: messenger RNA, 2080 nt
Organism: Pelmatolapia mariae (spotted tilapia)
Lineage: Eukaryota; Metazoa; Chordata; Actinopteri; Cichliformes; Cichlidae
Product: CD209 antigen-like protein E
Exons: 6
Coding region: 125-979 (284 amino acids)
Molecular function (GO): signaling receptor activity
Source: RefSeq, a predicted model, not a curated record